CUGUGAGGGAAUUAUUUCGGGGGGAGGGUAAGAGAGUCAUUCCCCCCUCCUCUUUCUCAUUCUCCUUUAAGUCUAUUGUUGCGAGUCUUGUGCUUACACUGCCCGGAGCUACUAUCAGUACUAAAAUGCUCGGAGCGGCUUUGCGCUGUAACCGGAGAGUCGCUAAUUGAGAACCCUGGACCUUCUGGCUUCCUCCCGGACGAGCCAUUAGUGAAGAGAUACCGAGCAGAGCGGUGCACAGACUCCGCAUCUGCUGCGUCGCUGCAGUCGAUGUCGUUUUUUUAAAUUAUUUACGUCCCAAGUCCUGCAGCAGGGGUGAAAAACAGAAAGCCUACACGAUCAACACCUUUCAGCGGAGCCGCGGAAGACAAGCGAGAAUCCCGGAGAAGGGCAGGAGGAAAUGUUGUUCGGGGAUUUGUUGUUUGUAAUGGAUUUUGCUAUGUUUUUUUGCUGGGGCUUUUGACUCCUGAAUUUGCGUGUUUUGUAAGCUGUUGUGUUUUUUUUGCUUCAACCUACAAGGAAUCAGUUGUUUUUUUUUAUUAUUUCGGUCUGGAGAAAACACAGCCAGGACGCUGGACUUGUUUCGGACUUUGCACUCAGUACCAGGGUGUCAGUGCCUCCGGGGACUCGCAAUUUCAGAAGCUAAACCGUAGUGUUUGGGGAUAAAUCCGUGCAGCUCUUUUCUCCCGGAGGAGGAACACUUGAGUACCCGAAGCUCGGGUGAGGCCACAGAACUCGGGACCCAAGUCCUAAAUGGGGAUCCAUCUCCCCGAUGUCUUGGAAUUGUGAUUUAUCGAAUUAUUGACUCAUCGGUUCGCGGAUACGCCAACAACCCAAGAUACCGAGGCAAGGUUUCAGGCCGUGGGGGUGCGAACUGAGCCUGCCGAUGUCAGGAAACAGCAUCUAACGCCAAUUGAGGGCUGCAAGACUAACCCCCCCCGACUUCCUCCCGCCACCUUUAUAUAGAAGACAUUCUGACAACAGCUCAGCAAGAUGAGCCCCUUCUCCCGGCUGUGCUUUGUCCUCUUCGGGAUGUGGGAAGCCGUGCUGGCUAAGCCGCUGGCUCUGGAAGACAGUCGGAUGAACGAGCCCAGGCCCUCUCGGCCUGUUCUACAGCCGGGCUUCCCAGGAAACAGCACAGUUGUGGCCGGGAGCGAUGUGGAGCUGCACUGCCGGGUCUCCGGGACCGCCAGGGCGCGGAUCCAGUGGUUCAGGCCUGUGGAGAGGGAUGGGAGUGUCUCUGUCCCUGGCGGCCCCCCCUACCUCAGGGCUCUGACGCCGAACCGCCUGAACGUCUCCAAGGGCAGCAGCCUGCGCCUGGCCAACGUCAGCCUCGCCGACGCCGGGGAGUACGUGUGUGUGGCAGAGAGCUCCGCCGGCCGGGACCAGCGGUCCGCCUGGCUCACCGUGCUGACAGAACGGCCACCUCAGACGCCUGUUCUCUCUGCAAGUGUGCCCUCAAUGUCCAACAGCGUCUCAUCAGGAAUUUCCAAAGACGAAACAACAGAGCAGUUCUUCCUGGAGCCUGGCGAGGUGCUCAAGCUGACCUGCGACGCCAACCGCACAGGUGGCAUCCACUGGUUCAAGGGGGACAUGCGGAUUCACCAUGGAGACCGCAUCCAGAUUCAGGCCAACACCAUGGAGAUCUCCGAGGUGACGUACGAGGACUCAGGCCCGUACUUGUGCGUGACGCGCGGCACGAGGGAGGUUCUGCGCAACUUCACCAUCACCGUCGUGGACUCGCUGGAGUCAGGUGAUGAUGAUGAAGACAAUGGCUUGGAAGACACAAUGGCAGAUGUGGAUGAAGAACAGACAUAUUACACCAGAGGACCUUACUGGACCCACACGCAGCGGAUGGAGAAGAAGCUGUACGCUGUUCCUGCUGGAAACACCGUCAAGUUCCGCUGCCCAGCCAUGGGAAGCCCUCUGCCCACCAUCCGCUGGCUGAAGAAUGGGCGGGAGUUCAGAGGAGAGCACCGCAUCGGGGGCAUCAAGCUGCGCCAUCAGCACUGGAGCCUGGUGAUGGAGAGCGUCGUGCCUUCGGAUCGAGGGAACUACACCUGUGUGGUGGAGAACAUCUAUGGCUCCAUCAGCCAUAGCUACCUCCUGGAUACCGGCAGCCUUAACAUGUCUGAGGUGGAGGUCCUGUAUCUGCCGAACGUCACUAUGGAAGAUGCCGGGGAAUACACCUGCCUGGCUGGGAACUCCAUCGGCUUCUCCUUCCAGUCUGCCUGGCUCACCGUCCUGCCAGAGGAAGAGAUCCUGGAGGAAGUGGAUUUACUGGAGACCAAGUACACGGACAUCAUAGUCUACGCCUCGGGCUCCCUGGCUCUGGUGAUGGCCGUCGUGAUCGUGGUGCUGUGCCGCAUGCAGUCCAGCUCCGGGGUGGAGCCCUUCGACGUCCUGCCCGUGCAGAAACUGUCCAAGUUCCCCCUGCGCAGACAGUAUUCCGUGGAGUCCAACUCGUCGGGCAAAUCCAGCGCCUCUCUGAUGCGGGUGGCUCGACUCUCCUCUAGCUGCACUCCAAUGCUGGCUGGAGUCAUGGAGUUUGAACUGCCCCUCGACCCCCACUGGGAGUUCCCGCGGGAGAAUCUGACCCUGGGAAAGCCGCUGGGGGAGGGCUGCUUUGGGCAGGUGGUGAGAGCUGAGGCUUAUGGGAUAAGCAAGGAGAGCCCGGACCAGGUCGCCACGGUAGCAGUCAAGAUGCUCAAGGAUGAUGCCACGGACAAAGACCUGGCCGACCUGAUCUCGGAAAUGGAGAUGAUGAAAAUGAUGGACAAGCACAAGAACAUCAUCAAUCUGCUGGGGGUCUGUACGCAGGAUGGCCCGCUGUACGUUCUGGUGGAAUACGCCUCGAAGGGCAGCCUGCGUGAGUACCUGCGAGCACGGCGGCCCCCCGGCAUGGACUACACCUUCGACGUCACCAAGGUGCCCGAGGAGCAGCUCACCUUCAAAGACCUGCUGUCCUGUGCCUACCAGGUGGCACGCGGGAUGGAUUACCUGGCCUCCCAACACUGCAUCCACAGGGACCUGGCCGCCAGGAACGUUCUGGUGACGGAGGACAAAGUCAUGAAGAUCGCAGACUUUGGCCUGGCGAGGGGCGUGCACCAGAUCGACUACUACAAGAAGACCACAAACGGGCGGCUGCCGGUGAAAUGGAUGGCACCAGAGGCCCUGUUUGACCGAGUCUACACACACCAGAGCGACGUGUGGUCGUUCGGGGUGCUGAUGUGGGAGAUCUUCACUCUCGGCGGGUCGCCUUACCCAGGAAUCCCCGUGGAGGAGCUGUUUAAGCUGCUGAAAGAGGGUCACCGAAUGGAUAAGCCGUCCAACUGCACCCACGAACUGUACAUGCUGAUGAGGGAGUGCUGGCACGCGGUGCCCACGCAGAGACCCACCUUCAAACAGCUGGUGCAGGACCUGGACCGCAUUCUGCUCUCUGUCUCCGAUGAGUACCUGGACCUGUCGACACCUUUUGAGCAAUACUCUCCGUCGUGUGAAGAUGCCUCUAGUACUUGUUCAUCGGACAACGACUCCGUUUUUACCCACGAUGCCUUGUCCACCGACCCCUGUCUCCUUGGUUACCAUGAUGUCCACUCCAGGAUAAGGACCUGAAAGCUGUUUGUUUGUUUUUUUUUGCUCCAAAUGAAAUCUGCCAUAGCCAUUUGGGUAUUCUGGGCAUUGCGUGAGACGUUUUCUUGAAAAGCGAAACAGAAAGUGACUUCUGGGUUUGCAGGCUCGAAAGCCUUUCCCAUCAUCGACACAGAGAUGCAGCUGUCGAAGUAGCCGCCUUUCAUUUACAGGUACUUUUCAUAUUGAAAGGGCUUUGUUGGCCUGUCUGUUGACUCGCAGUGAUGCCAAAGCAAAAACAAUUAGCAAGUACACACACGAAGGAUGUUUAACACGAAAACGUGAUUAUUUGAGAGGCUCGCUCUCCUCUGUGAUAGAAGAGCAUAUCCUGGGCUGCUAUUCCCAGUUCUGCCAUUUACACCAUUCCCACAAGCCCAGUAGGAUUUGAAGGUGCUGUGAUUCUGACUGGCGUGGGAUUUCUGGGAUUACGUGUUUUAUUGUAGGGAAGAAUCUAAUCCCAGAGUAUUUCCUGCGGUGCGUCUGAAAGUACACCUCUGGAGCGAGAGAGAGCAUCUCCCUUCGAAACAACACAAACACACACACUUUAAGCCAAUAUUGCAGGCAACACCUGGAAAACCAGUCUUGAAAGAUCAAGGCAGCAGUGUCACCAGAAAUAGAAUCAUGUAGAAGAUGAAAAAGAGAAAAUCUAUUUUGAUAUAAUGAACAGAAGAUGAUAGCAUUGUGAAAUAUAAAUAUAGAAAUAUAUAUAAGAUUAUUCUACAAUCUGGUAUUUAAAAAAUCUUAAAUCUCAGGAUAUUAUUUUAUGUCGCUAUAGUGGCAACAAAGUGCCUGCAUUUCUAACUCCAUGUGAAUAUAUUGAAUAUUAAAAUAUUUUUUAUGUACAUAUAAAAAAAGAAAACCUUUUUCCACCUUUUUUAUAAAUUAUUUUUUUGUUGAUUACAAUGAGAAAUGAAGUGUUUUAAGGUUCAGAGAUUCAAGUGUAAUUUUGAUUGUGGAUUAUAGAUUUUUUUCUGUGCAUUUAGAAAAUGCAAUGCAUUUACCAGCAGAUAUUUCGGUGAACUUUUAUUAAGAAACAUUUUUAAUGUAAGAUGUAUCAAAAGCAAUAAAGAACUCAAGCUUUUCAGUGGUACUAUAUGCAAUGCAAGAACAAUAGGUGUAGUAUCUUGGUGCGGUAUUGUCUCAAACUUGCCUUUUAGAAAUUCUCAGCUCCACACUGGACACCUUUCAGAGAAAGAAAGCUUGCUAUUAGGUACUUUAUGAGUUUUUGAAUUGAUCUAAAAACUCCUGCUUGAUUCUGUUUUAAAAAUGGAAUCCUCCCUUUGUUUUCUGUAAUCUUUUACCCUGUACAGUCAGUAUUCUAGAGGCAAAGGCCACUGGGACAAUGGGUUCUUUGGAACUUCAAUGGGCGUGACAGCAAAGCCCAAUGAUUUAGGCUCUGCCUGCGCUUGUGUGCAAAUGAACUGGCCUUAUUAUGGAAAUGACCCCUGCUGCCUCUCAUUAUUCAGUCACAUCUUUUAAUAUACAAAUGCUAAUGCUCUCCUUUUCAGAGCUGUUUAAAUUUCUCCAGGGACUGUGGAGUUUCCCCUGCAGGAGAUAAGAGUCCCGUGUGUUCCUACAAAAGGAGUAUUUGAAAUAAUUUGCCCAGGUUGAUCCAUUACUGCCAUUUUUAUUCUUGGGGUAUAAGCAGUUGCAAUGUUGAUGGGCAAAACCACAUGAAUUUUAAUGUCCAAACCCAAGAGGUGCAUGCAAUGCAGUAUAAUGUCUGUCUGCUACACAGAAUUUAAAUUCUUCUGCACCUUAUGCAAGAGCCCUGCCAUUAGAAUGAGCAGUCCUGAUAUAAAGGCAUAAUACAGCUCUUACAAAACAGCUGGCCAGGACACGUCUAGCUGGAAGCUUGGCCUUGGACAACAAGCAGAGCCUGAUGCACAUGGUAAUGCAAACGGCUGUUAUCAUUCACCAAAGGGAAAGAAUGGGAACCGAGUCCCUUUUAACAAGAAAUGGAUUUAUAUAAUGGUGACAUUACAGCAUUGUGUGCAGCAACAUUACAGUUCAGCCUCAUGUUGUCAUGUUGGAGUUACACAAACUCCAUUGCAAAAGUGUAGUUAUCUGAAGCCACUAAACAAAGGCAAAGGCUCCAAUUAGCUAUGAAAUCGACUGAAACAGAAUGCUGGGAAAAACAAUUAAAUAUAAUCAAGUUGAUUAGUCCGGCGAUUUGCUCGAAGUGGCUGUUUAUUGAAUGUGGCCUUCUACAACAGUUAAAGCUGUACUUUUCGGGAUUCUGAAUCUGGAAUUGUGUCCUGUCAGCAGAAAUGACCUGGUUGUAUUGUAUAAGACUGUGCACUCCCAACAGAAGUGUAACAAAUCACCAUGUUCUUAUAACUUUGAGGCUUCUAAAUAAUCUUGUAAACAUAUCUAAUUUAUUUGUUUUUGUUUUGUUUUUUUGUAUAAAAUCUAUAAUUUAAAAUCUC
Lepisosteus oculatus (spotted gar) is the source of this 6059-nucleotide messenger RNA. The record is from RefSeq and is a predicted model, not a curated record. Lineage: Eukaryota; Metazoa; Chordata; Actinopteri; Semionotiformes; Lepisosteidae.